AUGAUGCGCCCUCCACAACAACCACAGCAGGACCAUUCAACUUCUAAUGGUUCUGUGUUGGACACGAUCGUGCAACAACAAUCUCAAGCUUCUCAACUCGAUGAAGAGAUUCCAACCACGGACACAAAGAUGAUUACAAAAAUGAAUUCUGUUAUCUUGGACAAUGCACCUUCUUCUGAUCAGAGCAUGUUACAAGGAGAUGCAAAGAACGAGGUCGUUCUCGAAUAUGAUCAACAUGUGGAAAUUCAUUACAAACCUCCUGCUAUUCUUCACAAUGUGAUUACUGACAAGUCACUUCAAUUCAAUACUCCCGUUGCUUUACCAACCACACAAUCAGAACAACCACAACCUAUUAUUCACCACCAUUAUCAUCAUUUUAACCAUAACUCUCAACCAGAAAUUUGUGAAAAGAAGAACUCCCAAUCUAAUGAAAAGCCAACAACAACAACCUCCAUUCCAACCACCACACAUCCAACAACAUCUUCGUAUCCAUCCAUCGUUCUAUUUAACACACCUUUUCAAGUCAUGGAAAAGAUGAAAAUUGAAGGUGUUCGAAAGUCAAAACUCACAGUGGAUCAAAUGAUUGUUCUUUCCUUAUUUGCUGGAAUUUUCAAAGGAGUCGCUUGUACGUUAUCCUUGUUAACAGCAGGAAAUUCACAAAAGAUGGAAGAAGAAUAUCCUGGAUUACAAAAAUUCUUUUUUGGAGCUGUCUUUCCAAUUGGAUUAAUUUUAAUUUCAGCAACGGGAGCAGAACUCUUUACUGCCAAUGUGUUAGUCGUAUUGGUGGGAUUGUUCUCCCGAAAAUGGCGUGCCAAGAAAUUCAUCAUUCAAUUCGCUCAAUUUUCAAAGAAUUUGUUGUUGAGUUAUGUGUUUAACAUGUUAGGUGCUUUCAUGAUGGCAUAUUUCUUUGUGUAUCUCAUACAACCAUGUUGUACGGCUCAUUGGAUUGAAUAUGUGAAACAUUUGGCAGAAGUUAAAACUUCGAAAUCGUUUGGAGCUUGUUUGGCUUCAGGAAUUGUUUGUAACAUGUUGGUUACUAUGGCCACCUAUAAUUCACAUGCUGCAACAACGAUGGAAGGAAAGAUUCUUGGAAUUUGGUUUCCAAUCAUGACUUUUGUGGCUAUUGGAUUCGAACAUUGUGUGGCUAAUGCGUUUUUCAUUCCAUUAGGCAUGUUGUACGGUGCCAAUGUGACUCAAUAUCAAUUGUUCAUUGGUAAUCUGCUUCCUGCAACCAUAGGCAACAUUAUUGGAGGAGCGUUUGUGAUUGGAUGUUUGCUGUACUAUGUGUACGAUUAUAGAAACAGACAUAACAGAAUAUUAUUCAACUUGAUAGAGCGUAUUUGGGGUAAAAUUAAGGACAGAUAUCGAUCCAGAAAUCCAAAUCAAAUAGAAACAACCUCCACUCAAAGCGAUCCAAAAGAAUCCUCAGAUUCUGAUUGCAGUGACUUGGAAAUGGGACCAUUAAGAUAA
Naegleria lovaniensis is the source of this 1470-nucleotide messenger RNA. RefSeq lists its product as uncharacterized. The record is from RefSeq and is a predicted model, not a curated record. The coding region runs from base 1 to 1470 and encodes 489 amino acids. Gene Ontology annotation, cellular component: membrane. Gene Ontology annotation, molecular function: high-affinity secondary active nitrite transmembrane transporter activity. Gene Ontology annotation, biological process: nitrite transport; transmembrane transport. The transcript has 4 exons. Lineage: Eukaryota; Heterolobosea; Eutetramitea; Acrasida; Naegleriidae.